This is a messenger RNA of Durusdinium trenchii, 1656 nucleotides long. The record is from the annotation of a GenBank genome assembly. NCBI's taxonomy places the organism in Eukaryota, Dinophyceae, Suessiales, Symbiodiniaceae.
AUGGUCGUGCUGGAUUUUCACGUGGUCGUUGACCCGGAACGUCUCAAAGAGUACCGGCGAAGGCACAAGGAGCGGAUCAGGGGUUGCUCCAUUCGGACAAUCUUCAUGAUCAUGCCAGUGACCUUGAUCUUGGUCUCUUGGGUCGCGUCGCUCUACUUCAACACCACGCCUUUGACCCUCCUGGCGUUCGGACAAGUGGACAAUGCGCACGCUCCGAAGAUGAUCAGCAUCGGUGACUGCUGCCCACCCAUCAUGAGGCUUGAACAUCUCAAGGGCCAAGACGUGGCGGCCAAUGUCUCGGUGCUGCUUCUAGCGGCCAUGGACCGCGCGGAGGAGGUGAGUGAGGCUCCGAGACUCUACUGGAUCGCCUUGGAGUCGCAAGCGGAGCCCAUCACCCCCUCCUCCCUGCAGGUGUUGCAGGGCACCGACGCCAAUAACAAUGCUGCAUUUCGAUUUGGAAGUGCGGUGACCACGAGGAGUCAGUCCUAUACCUGGCUGGAGACGCAUCAUAAUGAAGAUGCCUCCACGCACUACAAGACGCUGCUGAAGCAGGAGAAGAUGUACAAGACCACGGAGCCCUUUGAAGCAAGUUUCCUCAUCUCUGGGAUUCAGGCCGCCUAUCCCACGACCUAUACGGUCUUCGUCACCGCACAAAACCCCCAGAGCCGGGCCCUGGCCAGCCAGCCUGCCAGAGGCAGCUUGCUCAUCCCUGCCUGUGCCUCCUUCUGCAAGAGCUGCGAGCUCGCGGGUGCACGCUUCUGCGACCCCGGACAGUGCAUUGAAGGCACGCAUUAUCAUGCCGGCCGCUGCUACCCAUGCGUGGAGAAUUGUGACUCCUGCGACUUCAUGGCCACCCCGCUGGACUUCGGCUUCGUGAAUCUCACGGACCAGGAGUCCAUCCAGUGCGACCGCGCGGGCUGCAAGCAGGGCUUCGGCUACCAAGGUGGUAGGUGUUUGGAGUGCCACGUGAAGCAUUGCCGGGACUGCGAGGAGGACUUAGCGAGUUGCUCGCUGUGUUUGCCGGGCUUGGGCUUGGACUCGAAUGGUACAUGCCAGCAAUGCGGCGGGCCCCACUGCAGGUGUUUGGAGCAGGGAGGCUGUGAAGAGUGCGAAGACGGCUGGGGCCCGGCGGAGAACGCCACCUGCGUGAAGUGUGCUUCGGGCUGUAAGAGCUGCCCUGGCUCACACAAGAGCUGCAAAGAGUGUGAGCCAGGCUACAUUUUUGCCCCGAAGACCGGCAUUUGCGAGCGUUGCAUUGAUCACUGCCGCAUCUGCAAGGACAGUGGCCGACACAGCUGCGACGAGUGCUAUCCUGGCUGGGGCUUGAACCCACUCAGCAUGAGGUGCGAAACGUGCCAGGCAGCCAAUUGCUUGAAGUGCAAUGGGAAUCAGCGAAUGUGUUCGGAAUGCCAAAGCGGCUUUGGAGUGACGCCCGAAGGGACCUGCCAAGACUGCGGAGAGUUCUGCAAGAACUGCGAUUCCAUCGACAACUGCAAGGUCUGCCAAAGUGGCUUCGUGUCCAUCAAGGGGCAGUGCAAAGGCUGUGCAGACCGUUGCAAUGUUUGUGAUAAGGCCGGCCCGGCCAAGUGCGACCGCUGCUUCCAGGGCUUCCACCUCACCAAGGAGUCCAUUUGUGAGCGAGGGGCGGCCAGCUGA